ACAUCCGGGAAACCUGCAGUGGAGUGCGGCGGCGGCGACACUGAGUGGAAGGCAAAAUGGCGGCGGCGGCGGUGGCCUGGUGUUAAGGGGAGAGCCAGGUCCUCGCGACCCCUGGGACGGGCCGCGCUGGCCCGCGGCAGCCCCCCCGUUCGUCUCCCCGCUCUGCCCCACUAGGGAUACUUGGGGUUGCUGGGACGGACUCUGGCCGCCUCAGCGUCCGCCCUCAGGCCCGUGGCCGCUGUCCAGGAGCUCUGCUCUCCCCUCCAGAGUUAAUUAUUUAUAUUGUAAAGAAUUUUAACAGUCCUGGGGACUUCCUUGAAGGAUCAUUUUCACUUGUGCUCAGAAGAAAGCUCUGGAUCUAUCAAAUAAAGAAGUCCUUCGUGUGGGCUACAUAUAUAGAUGUUUUCAUGAAGAGGAGUGAAAAGCCAGAAGGAUAUAGACAAAUGAGGCCUAAGACCUUUCCUGCCAGUAACUAUACUGGCAGUAGCCGGCAGAUGUUACAAGAAAUUCGGGAAUCCCUUAGGAAUUUAUCUAAACCAUCUGAUGCUGCUAAGGCUGAGCAUAACAUGAGUAAAAUGUCAACCGAAGAUCCUCGACAAGUCAGAAAUCCACCCAAAUUUGGGACGCAUCAUAAAGCCUUGCAGGAAAUUCGAAACUCUCUGCUUCCAUUUGCAAAUGAAACAAAUUCUUCUCGGAGUACAUCAGAAGUUAAUCCACAGAUGCUUCAAGACUUGCAAGCUGCUGGAUUUGAUGAGGAUAUGGUUAUACAAGCUCUUCAGAAAACUAACAACAGAAGUAUAGAAGCAGCAAUUGAAUUCAUUAGUAAAAUGAGUUACCAAGAUCCUCGACGAGAGCAGAUGGCUGCAGCAGCUGCCAGACCUAUUAAUGCCAGCAUGAAACCAGGGAAUGUGCAACAAUCAGUUAACCGCAAACAGAGCUGGAAAGGUUCUAAAGAAUCCUUAGUUCCUCAGAGGCAUGGCCCGCCACUAGGAGAAAGUGUGGCCUAUCAUUCUGAGAGUCCCAACUCACAGACAGAUGUAGGAAGACCUUUGUCUGGAUCUGGUAUAUCAGCAUUUGUUCAAGCUCACCCUAGCAACGGACAGAGAGUGAACCCCCCACCACCACCUCAAGUAAGGAGUGUUACUCCUCCACCACCUCCAAGAGGCCAGACUCCCCCUCCAAGAGGUACAACUCCACCUCCCCCUUCAUGGGAACCAAACUCUCAAACAAAGCGCUAUUCUGGAAACAUGGAAUACGUAAUCUCCCGAAUCUCUCCUGUCCCACCUGGGGCAUGGCAAGAGGGCUAUCCUCCACCACCUCUCAACACUUCCCCCAUGAAUCCUCCUAAUCAAGGACAGAGAGGCAUUAGUUCUGUUCCUGUUGGCAGACAACCAAUCAUCAUGCAGAGUUCUAGCAAAUUUAACUUUCCAUCAGGGAGACCUGGAAUGCAGAAUGGUACCGGACAAACUGAUUUCAUGAUACACCAAAAUGUUGUCCCUGCUGGCACUGUGAAUCGGCAGCCACCACCUCCAUAUCCUCUGACAGCAGCUAAUGGACAAAGCCCUUCUGCUUUACAAACAGGGGGAUCUGCUGCUCCUUCAUCAUAUACAAAUGGAAAUAUUCCUCAGUCUAUGAUGGUGCCAAACAGAAAUAGUCAUAACAUGGAACUAUAUAACAUUAGUGUACCUGGACUGCAAACAAAUUGGCCUCAGUCAUCUUCUGCUCCAGCCCAGUCAUCCCCGAGCAGUGGACAUGAAAUCCCUACAUGGCAACCUAACAUACCAGUGAGGUCAAAUUCUUUUAAUAACCCAUUAGGAAAUAGAGCAAGUCACUCUGCUAAUUCUCAGCCUUCCGCUACAACAGUCACUGCAAUUACACCAGCUCCUAUUCAACAGCCUGUGAAAAGUAUGCGUGUAUUAAAACCAGAGCUACAGACUGCUUUAGCACCUACACACCCUUCUUGGAUACCACAGCCAAUUCAAACUGUUCAACCCAGUCCUUUUCCUGAGGGAACCGCUUCAAAUGUGACUGUGAUGCCACCUGUUGCUGAAGCUCCAAACUAUCAAGGACCACCACCACCCUACCCAAAACAUCUGCUGCACCAAAACCCAUCUGUUCCUCCAUACGAGUCAAUCAGUAAGUCUAGCAAAGAGGAUCAGCCAAGCUUGCCCAAGGAAGAUGAGAGUGAAAAGAGUUAUGAAAAUGUUGAUAGUGGGGAUAAAGAAAAGAAACAGAUUACAACUUCACCCAUUACUGUUAGGAAAAACAAGAAAGAUGAAGAGCGAAGGGAAUCUCGUAUUCAAAGUUAUUCUCCUCAAGCAUUUAAAUUCUUUAUGGAGCAACAUGUAGAAAAUGUACUCAAAUCUCAUCAGCAGCGUCUACAUCGUAAAAAACAAUUAGAGAAUGAAAUGAUGCGGGUUGGAUUAUCUCAAGAUGCCCAGGAUCAAAUGAGAAAGAUGCUUUGCCAAAAAGAAUCUAAUUACAUCCGUCUUAAAAGGGCUAAAAUGGACAAGUCUAUGUUUGUGAAGAUAAAGACACUAGGAAUAGGAGCAUUUGGUGAAGUCUGUCUAGCAAGAAAAGUAGAUACUAAGGCUUUGUAUGCAACAAAAACUCUUCGAAAGAAAGAUGUUCUUCUUCGAAAUCAAGUCGCUCAUGUUAAAGCUGAGAGAGAUAUCCUGGCUGAAGCUGACAAUGAAUGGGUAGUUCGUCUAUAUUAUUCAUUCCAAGAUAAGGACAAUUUAUACUUUGUAAUGGACUACAUUCCUGGGGGUGAUAUGAUGAGCCUGUUAAUUAGAAUGGGCAUCUUUCCAGAAAAUCUGGCACGAUUCUACAUAGCAGAACUUACCUGUGCAGUUGAAAGUGUUCAUAAAAUGGGUUUUAUUCAUAGAGAUAUUAAACCUGAUAAUAUUUUGAUUGAUCGUGAUGGUCAUAUUAAAUUGACUGACUUUGGCCUCUGCACUGGCUUCAGAUGGACACACGAUUCUAAGUACUAUCAGAGUGGUGACCAUCCACGGCAAGAUAGCAUGGAUUUCAGUAAUGAAUGGGGGGAUCCCUCAAGCUGUCGAUGUGGAGACAGACUGAAGCCAUUAGAGCGGAGAGCUGCACGCCAGCACCAGCGAUGUCUAGCACAUUCUUUGGUUGGGACUCCCAAUUAUAUUGCACCUGAAGUGUUGCUACGAACAGGAUACACACAGUUGUGUGAUUGGUGGAGUGUUGGUGUUAUUCUUUUUGAAAUGUUGGUGGGACAACCUCCUUUCUUGGCACAAACACCAUUAGAAACACAAAUGAAGGUUGAGAACAAGGCAGGAAUGUCCAUUCUCAUCAAUUCUGUGUUCUGGAAUCUCAGCCAGCAUAAUACAGCAAUGAAAAGAAAUAAAAGGGCUGGGCGCGGUAGCUCAUGCCUGUAAUCCUAGCACUUUGGUUAUCAACUGGCAAACAUCUCUUCACAUUCCACCACAAGCUAAACUCAGUCCUGAAGCUUCUGAUCUUAUUAUUAAACUUUGCCGAGGACCCGAAGAUCGCUUAGGCAAGAAUGGUGCUGAUGAAAUAAAAGCUCAUCCAUUUUUUAAAACAAUUGAUUUCUCCAGUGACCUGAGACAGCAAUCUGCUUCAUACAUUCCUAAAAUCACACACCCAACAGAUACAUCAAAUUUUGAUCCUGUUGAUCCUGAUAAAUUAUGGAGUGAUGAUAACGAGGAAGAAAAUGUAAAUGACACUCUCAAUGGAUGGUAUAAAAAUGGAAAGCAUCCUGAACAUGCAUUCUAUGAAUUUACCUUCCGAAGGUUUUUUGAUGACAAUGGCUACCCAUAUAAUUAUCCGAAGCCUAUUGAAUAUGAAUACAUUAAUUCACAAGGCUCAGAGCAGCAGUCGGAUGAAGAUGAUCAAAACACAGGCUCAGAGAUUAAAAAUCGCGAUCUAGUAUAUGUUUAACACACUAGUAAAUAAAUGUAAUGAGGAUUUGUAGAAGGGCCUGAAAUGCGAGGUGUUUUGAGGUUCUGAGAGUAAAAUUAUGCAAAUAUGACAGAGCUAUAUAUGUGUGCUCUGUGUACAAUAUUUUAUUUUCCUAAAUUAUGGGAAAUCCUUUUAAAAUGUUAAUUUAUUCCAGCCAUUUAAAUCAGUAUUUAGAAAAAAAUUGUUAUAAGGAAAGUAAAUUAUGAACUGAAUAUUAUAGUCAGUUCUUGGUACUUAAAGUACUUAAAAUAAGUAGUGCUUUGUUUAAAAGGAGAAACCUGGUAUCUAUUUGUAUAUAUGCUAAAUAAUUUUAAAAUACAAGAGUUUUUGAAAUUUUUUUGAAAGACAGUUUUAGUUUUAUCUUGCUUUAACCAAAUAUGAAACAUACCCCGUAUUUUACAGAGCUCUUUUUUCCCCUCAUAACCUUGUUUUUGGUAGAAAAUAAGCUAGAGAAAUUAAGCCAUCGUGUUGGUGAGUGUUCCUAGGCUAAUGAUAAUCUGUAUAAUUCACAUCCUGAAACUAAGGAAUACAGGGUUGAAAAAAUAUUAAUAUGUUUGUCAGAAGGAAAAAUAAUGCAUUUAUCUUCCCCCCCACCCCCCGCCCCGUGGAAUAUUUAAUCUAUUUAAUCUUCUUGCAUUUAUUUCUCAAGAAUUACUGGCUUUAAAAGAAGCCAAAGCACUACUAGCUUUUUUUCCAUAUUGGUAUUUUUGAUGCUGCUUCCAAUUUUAAAAGGGAACAAAGCUGCCAUAAAUUGAAAUGUUCAAUACUAAAAGCUAAAAUAUUUCUCACCAUCCUAAGCAGAUAAUUAUUUUAAUUUUCAUAUACUUUUCCUGUAUAGUAACUAUUUUGAUUAUAUCAUCAAUGUUACCUGUUUCCUCUUUCAGAACAGUGCUGCAUAUACAGAUUGUUAUUGGCAAAGGAAAAUCUGGCUAUCUGGCAAUAUUUUACCUAAGGGCAGAUUAAUUGGUGAAAAAAUUAACUCUUAAGAUGGCCAUUAAUAAUUAGGAAAGUUUACAGAGUGGUCUUAGUAGAAAAUUCAAGUCCUCCUAAUUUAUUUAAGGUUCAAUAAUGCGUUCAACAUGCCUAUUAUGUAUAACGCUUAGGUUCUAAGGAAGAUUAAGGUUUCAUACCAAAAUACAUGUAGCUUAUCUUUUAGGAAGGGGAAAAAGGCUCUAUUUUGACCAUAGUAAAAUUUGUGUUGUAUUUUAUUUCCUUUUCUUAAGCUCCACUGAUAAGGGAUUGUUUUUAUCAAAAGUUACUAUUUGUAGAUUGGAGGCAUAAUUUUAGUGAUUUUCAUACUUUUAGCUUUCUUCGCAUAAAAGCUAAUUGAAACCGUAUAUGUAGUAAAAUUAAAGGCAGAGCUGUUGCAGUUGAAUUGGAGAGUCAGGGCAAAGAACACUUAUUAGCCCACACUUCCCACCUUUCUACAGGUGGUCCUUUCAGAGCUCAGCCUGAAAACCCACUACUGUGUUAUCGUGGGUCUUUUGGGGUUAGUGGUUCUUUUGAGAAUCUGAAGGAAGCUGUGGACUCUUCCUAGAAAAAAAAAACAACAACACAUACACAUACAAUGUUGCAUGCAGUUUCAAGGGAUUUUGGACAUAUUGAAACCUAUCACAGGCUGUAGGUUAUGGACCUCUGUGCCAUGAGAAAAUUGAUACAUUAAACUAAGAACUUUGUUUUUAACUUACCAAUCACUACUCAGCACAUCUUAUAUAAGCUGAUAAUUUGUGAUGGAAAAGGUCUGUAGCAUGUGAUAUAAGGUGACCUUAUGAAUGCCUCUCUUGCUGGUACAUUAAGUUGUUUUAAUAUGUCAUUUGGAGGGGACUGAAAUGUUAGGCUCAUUACAAGCUUGAUACAGAAAUAUUUCUGAAGGAUUUCUAAUCAGAAUUGUAAAACAAUGUACUAUCAUGAAAUCGCAGUCUUCACCUCAUGGUUCAUGGAACAUUUGGUUAGUCCCAUAAAAUCCUAUGCAAAACAAAGUAGUUCAAGAAUUUUUAGGUGGGUACUCACAUUUAUAAGGUAUUCCUCUUACUCUUUGGGCUUUUUCAGUCUGAUUUAUUUAAAUUUUCAUUAGUUGUUUUACUUUUGGACUAAGGUGCAAUACAGUAGAAAAUAACUUUGUUACAUUUAUGUUGUAGGAAAACUAAGGUGCUGUCUCCUCCCCCUUCCCUUCCCACAAAAUCUGUAUUCUCCCUAUUGCUGAAAUGUAACAGACACUACAAAUUUUGUAUUCUUUUUUUGUUUUUUGUUUUGAGACAGGGUCUCACUCUGUCACCCAGGCUGGAGGGCAGUGGCGCUUCACAGCUCACUGCAUCCUCAACCUUGGGGGCUCACGCAGUCCUCCCGCCUCAGCCUCCCAAGUAGCUGGGCAUGCGCCACCAAGCCCAGCUAAUUUUUGUAUCUUUAGUAGAGGUGGGGUUUCACCAUGUUGCCCAGGUUGGUGUGGAAUUCCUGGGCUCCAGUUAUAUGCCCACCUCAGCCUCCCAAAGUGCUGGGAUUACAGACGUGACCCACCGCGCCUGGCGCAAAUGUGUAUUCUUUUAAAAUUUCCUCUGAUACUAUAAGCUUUUUGCAUUUAUCUGAAGCAGUAUACAUGCCUUUGGUAUCAGCAAUUUUAACAGUUUGGAUAUACUUAUCAGCUAUCUUAUUCCAAAACUACAUCUACUUCUUCCAGUAUAGAAUCUGGUGCUUCCUGACCAAAAAGAUGAGAAAAACAAUGUUAAAAAUAUAGAUGCUUUCCAUUGAAAUGGAGUGAAAACAUUGGUCCUAUAUGUUUUCUUUUAAAAUAAUUUUCUUAUUAAAAACUUGCUGUCUUUAUUAUACUUACCCUUUUUAUGCAUAUCAAUAGUAUUUAUAAGAUGUGUUCUAUAAUUAUGUAAUUGUAGAUACUGUUAUGUAUUGUCCAGUGACAUCACAAGGCAGGCCCUACUGCUGUAUCUUUUCUACCUUCUUAUUUGUAAUAGAAACUAUAGAAUGUAUGACUAAAAAGUCACUUUGAGAUUGACUUUUUUAAAAAGUUAUUACCUUCUGCUGUUGCAAAGUGCAAAACUGUGAGUGGAAUUGUUUUAUUCUGACUUAAUGUGUUAGAAAUUAGAGAAUACAGUGGGAGGAUUUUUAGACAUUGCUGCUGCUGUUACCCAAGGUAUUUUAGAUAAAAAAUUUUUAAUAAACAUCCCUUUGGUAUUUAAAGUGGAACAUUUAGCCUGUUUUAAUCUAAAGCAAAAAGUAAUUUGGGUCAAAAUAUUGGUAUAUUUGUAAAGCGCCUUAAUAUAUCCCUUUGUGGAAGGCACUACACAGUUUACUUUUAUAUUGUAUUGUGUAUAUAAGUAUUUUGUAUUAAAAUUGAAUCAGAGGCAACAUUAAAGUUUUAUAAAAUCAUGCUUUGUUAGAAAAAGAAUUACAGCUUUGCAAUAUAACUGUUUCGCAUAAUUCUGAAUGUAAUAGAUAUGAAUAAUCAGCCUGUGUUUUUAAUGAACUUAUUUGUAUUUUCCCAAUCAUUUUCUCUAGUGUAAUGUUUGCUGGGAUAAUAAAAAAAAUUCAAAUCUUUCAA
This is a messenger RNA of Pan troglodytes (chimpanzee), 7501 nucleotides long. RefSeq names its product large tumor suppressor kinase 1 (gene LATS1). Gene Ontology annotation, biological process: peptidyl-serine phosphorylation; G1/S transition of mitotic cell cycle; regulation of organ growth. The record is from RefSeq and is a predicted model, not a curated record. NCBI's taxonomy places the organism in Eukaryota, Metazoa, Chordata, Mammalia, Primates, Hominidae. Gene Ontology annotation, molecular function: protein serine/threonine kinase activity; ATP binding; protein binding. The transcript is spliced from 9 exons. Bases 408 to 3407 code for a protein of 999 amino acids. Gene Ontology annotation, cellular component: spindle pole.